This is a messenger RNA of Aspergillus caelatus, 897 nucleotides long. Its product is annotated as molybdenum cofactor biosynthesis F family protein. Bases 52 to 897 code for a protein of 281 amino acids. The record is from RefSeq and is a predicted model, not a curated record. The transcript has a single exon. NCBI's taxonomy places the organism in Eukaryota, Fungi, Ascomycota, Eurotiomycetes, Eurotiales, Aspergillaceae.
GCUCUGUUUCAAACAAGCUCUAAGCUCUGCUGCCUAGUCAUCCCAUCCAAAAUGUCAACCACCGAAUCGAAUGCUUUUGUCCCGGUCUCACAAUGGCCUACUCUCGAAGAGCUUGCAGUGGGUUUUGCAGAGCAUUUAAUGCCAGCCUCGUCUGCCCUAGUAUGUGAGGUCGUCAACAUCAUUUUUGACGGCAAUAUUUCUAUCUCCCAUCAUUUUGCUACCGAGAGUUCUUUGAACUGGGAGGUCACCACGGGACCUCAAAAAGGAGUCAAAGGCAAAAAUGAUUACAAGGCCUUUGAGGUACGAUCUGGCAUCUUCUUCGUGGACUUUUACAAGCGAGAAUUCGAGGAACAUGUGAGCUUGGUCUGGAAUCGUUCAACUGGCCAGGUCAUUGCGGGGUUGUCGAAGCUCGAGGAAGUGGAAGGACAACGACGGACUACGACCGACUUCCUCCAGGGCCAUGUUACUACUUUUCCCCACGCCACACCGUUCCCCGAGACAGAUGAGCUCGUUGGUCGACACAUUUUGUACCGUUACUCGCCCAGAGAUGCGUACGAACACGUCUACCUGAAUAGUGGGACACUGACCUGGCAUUGUCUAUCCGGAACUGAAAAGGGACUGGCCGAUACCGAAUUCUGCAGAAUCUUCAAGCUCUGCGACCAGCUAUACCUGUUAUUCUGGACAGAGACUAUCAUGCCCGUUGAGUCUUUUGUCGUAGUCGACCUUCAAAAAAUGCGCUCUACUGGAAGGUUCUAUUGUUGGGACCCAAAGCCGCAACGGGUCGUACAGAUGCUUUUUGGCUCAUAUGCCACGCAUUUAGCAAAGAUUGACGCAGCUUCCGUGGUGGCAUCUUCUCUGCUGCCUCAAUCACAGACAAAUUCUGCAGUUACGGCCUGA